UAAGUUAUAAGUAAGUGUUUUUGCCAAAAUUGUGGAGUAUUAGCUUUUGAUCAACAGAGUAUUACCUCGCAUCUGCUUGUUUUAGUAAACUGCAAUAUUAUGUCGGGUCCGGAGUGUUGUGAAAAUCCACCAAAGUUGAGCUCAGGCAGCAGUGGAGGAGAAGCAGGUCAUGUCCAACAACUUGGAGGCUUCAGCUGUUAUAUUUCUGGCCCUCCUCAUUCCACUCUUGCUCUCCUCCUUGUUUCUGAUGUUUUUGGAUAUGAAGCUCCAAAGUUAAGGAAGCUUGCUGACAAAGUUGCAGCAGCUGGCUUCUACGUAGUAGUCCCUGAUUUCCUCCGUGGCGAUCCACAUGUAGCUAAUGAUGUGAGGCCUUUAGAAUUAUGGAUAAAAGAUCAUGGACCGGAUCAAGGUUUCGAAGAUGCAAAACCAGUUAUUGAAGCUUUAAAGAGCAAAGGUGUUACUAAAAUUGGAGCAGUAGGCUUCUGUUGGGGAGCUAAGGUGGUUGUGGAACUAGCAAAAUAUGCUUAUAUCCAAGCUGCAGUGCUAUUGCAUCCUUCAUUUGUCGCCGUAGAUGAUAUGCACGCUGUUAAGGUUCCAAUCUCAAUAUUGGGGGCAGAGAUUGACAAAAGAUCUCCGCCAGAGCUUGUCAUGCAAUUCGAGAUGGCCUUAAAUGCUAAGCCCGAGGUUGAUGCAUUUGUGAAGAUCUUUCCGGGGGUUGCACAUGGCUGGUCUGUGAGGUACAAAGACGAAGAUGAAGUGGCUGUAAAAUCUGCUGAAGAGGCUCACCAAGACAUGUUGGGAUGGUUUGAAAAGCAUCUCAAGUAAUACUUGCUUUCACUGUGUAUAAUGCAUGUAUUCCUUGUAUAAUAAUAAUAAUUUGCCAGCCCAUGUACAAAGCAUCUCGUAUUCCUUGUAUGAGUUUGGUUAAUACGCUUAGAAGGGUUUUCGCACCAGCAAAUUAGUUAAAUGAUUUCAUCAGCAUCUUGUCAGGAAUGUGGAUUCCUUGUAUGGAUUUCUCAGAAGCACUGAUCAAUAAACUGAUGUAUUAAACUCUAA
This is a messenger RNA of Nicotiana tabacum (common tobacco), 1056 nucleotides long. RefSeq names its product endo-1,3;1,4-beta-D-glucanase-like. Gene Ontology annotation, molecular function: hydrolase activity. Lineage: Eukaryota; Viridiplantae; Streptophyta; Magnoliopsida; Solanales; Solanaceae. The record is from RefSeq and is a predicted model, not a curated record.